AGUAUGGUCAAGAAAUUCCCAGUCCUAUCAAUUUACAGUACGGCCACUCCAACCCUUCUUCCUUUCAUUCAUUCGCCUGGUUUUGAGACCCCUGAAUCUACAGAAGAGAUAAGAAAACUGAUGCCUUCAUUGUUUUGCAUGUACAGAACUAUGCUUCUCUUUCCUAACUCUCCUUCACAGUUUACCUACCCAGACCCUACAGUUUCGAUUUCUGCUCCUCUAAACGUGGUUUCAGGAUCAAGUGUGGCUCUGCGGAUGCUUCCAUGGCGUCGGAGGAACCGUUUAAUAACAUUUUCGGCUUCUAAAGAGCGCAGCUCAAAUUUUAACAUGGAGAAGAAGAGGAAAGUGGUGGAACACAUAUGUUUGCUCAAAGCAAAGAAAGAUUUAUCUGAUGAGGAUGAGAAGGAUAUGUUGGAUUAUCUCUAUACAUCCCAAUAUCAAAUGAGAGGCAUAGUUGCAAUCUCAUUGGGGCGUAUCACUGAACAAAAUGUGGGGAACUAUACCCAUGCUGUGUACAUGCGCUUCCAAAGGAAGGAAGACCUUGUGAAAUUCUAUGAGAACCCUUUCUACCUUAAAGUUCUCAAGGAGCACGUAAUACCUUACUGCCAUGGUUUGACUGACGUUGAUUAUGAAUCUGAAGUUGAAGAUGACAUCCUCCCAAUAUUUCGUAAAGGCGAGGAGUUCAACUACGGCGAAGAGUUCGUGCUCCUGAUUGCAUUCUUUGAGAGUGCAUUUGGUGCACCUGUUGAAGAUGCUCUGGAAUCUUUUAGAAAGCUAACCUUGGAGUUUCCAUCCUUAAUUGUCCAAGCUACUCAAGGUUCAAAUUUUAACAUCGGCAAUGAGGGAUAUACACAUGCAAUUGUGAUACGUUUCCGUUCAUUUAAAGCCUUGGAGAUAUUCAUGGGAAGUUUGGAGUACAAAAAUAUGUGGGGAUCUAAAUUCCAGCCAAUCACCAGGGAAUCACUCGCCAUUCACUUUUCGGUUGAUCCAGUGGGCACCGAGAUUAUGUAAUCUGUCGCUUCUGGCGUCAAGGUUAUGUAAUAUGUGACUUCUGGCUUCUUCUCUUUUGUGUUAUGUACUAGAUUAGAAUAUAGAGACAAUUUAACCAUUAUUAAUAUAGCGUUUCUGCUUCAUUAUGUCUUGGAGACACCAUUUCCAGGGAGCCAUUUCCCCUGUAUAUGUCAUAUGUGAGACUGCAUGCAUCUGAUCUGACGUGCCUUAUGAAUCA
Molecule: messenger RNA, 1228 nt
Organism: Carica papaya (papaya)
Lineage: Eukaryota; Viridiplantae; Streptophyta; Magnoliopsida; Brassicales; Caricaceae
Product: Stress responsive alpha-beta barrel domain protein
Source: RefSeq, a predicted model, not a curated record